This is a messenger RNA of Labeo rohita (rohu), 1611 nucleotides long. RefSeq lists its product as uncharacterized. Bases 1 to 1611 code for a protein of 536 amino acids. The record is from RefSeq and is a predicted model, not a curated record. Gene Ontology annotation, cellular component: external side of plasma membrane; membrane raft. NCBI's taxonomy places the organism in Eukaryota, Metazoa, Chordata, Actinopteri, Cypriniformes, Cyprinidae. Gene Ontology annotation, biological process: interleukin-15-mediated signaling pathway; T cell activation; positive regulation of ERK1 and ERK2 cascade. The transcript is spliced from 7 exons. Gene Ontology annotation, molecular function: MHC class II protein binding; protein tyrosine kinase binding.
AUGGCUGAUAAGUGUCAUUUGUGUCUGCUGGGACUGAUCAUUCUCUCUUCACUUCUCACAGGUACCAGUAGAGUAGAUGAGACUCAUGUGUUCAUCAGUUCUGGUGAAAAUGUCCGUCUGCCCUGUAAUAAUCAUCUUCAUGACUGCACAUCAACUACAUGGUUCUAUAAAAACAGACAUUCAGCAUCAGUUGAACUAAUUGGGGACGGGAUAGUUAUAAAAUACGUUGAGAGACAUGAGAGACUGAUUCUUGGGUUUGACUGCUCUCUGAACAUCACAAACAUCACAAAAGAUGAUUAUGGACUUUACUGCUGCCGACAAUAUGUGAAUGACACACAACAAGGAACUGAUGCUUAUGUUUAUCUGCAUGUUCUUCAUGUCUCUUCAUCAUCCUCACAGACUGAGAUCAGUGCAGGCAGCUCUGUGACUCUCUCCUGUCAGUUGUAUUCAGAUUCACAUAGUAGAGCCUCUUGUGAUGAUUGGAUCCGUUCUGAGGAAAUUCAGCUGUUCUGGGUGAAUCAGGCUGGUGUUAAACUGACAAUAUCAGACACCAUAUAUCAGGAAUCAGCUCCAGGACUCUGUAUCAGCACUGUGAACACAACACUCCUGAAUGAAGAUGACAACAGAGAGUGGAGAUGUGAAGUUACUCACAGAAAUCAAGUCAAGACCUCAGUCACAUAUACUGUCAAGAGUUCAGGUACCAGUGGAGUGGAUGAUGCUCAUGUGUUCAUCAGUUCUGGUGAAAAUGUCCGUCUGCCCUGUAAUAAUGCUCUUCAUGACUGUAAAUCAACUACAUGGAUCUACGACAGUUUCAGACAUUCAGCAACAGUUGAACUGAUUGGUUUAGGUAAAAAGAAUAAAGACAUCAAGAGACAUGAGAGACUGAGUCUGGGGUCUGACUGCUCUCUGAACAUCACGAACAUCAUAAAAGAAGAUUAUGGACUUUACAGCUGCCUACAAUAUGUGAAUGACAAACAACAAGGAGCUGAUGCAUGUGUUUAUCUGCAUGUUCUUCAUGUCUCUUCAUCAUCCUCACAGACUAAGAUCAGUGCAGGCAGCUCUGUGUCUCUCUCCUGUCAGUUGUAUUCAUUUGCUGGAGUCUCUUGUGAUGAUUUGAUCCGUUAUAAGGGAAUUCAGCUGUUCUGGGUGAAUCAGGCUGGUGUUAAAGUGACAAUAUCAGACUCCAGAUAUCAGGAAUCAGCUCCAGGAUGCUGUAUCAAAACUCUGACUACAACACUCCUGAAUGAAGAUGACAACAGAGAGUGGAGAUGUGAAGUUACUCACAGAAAUCAAGUCAAGACCUCAGUCACAUAUACUGUCAAGAGUUCAGCUCAAGAUAAAACAACGGCAGCAGUGAUUCCAGUCCACAUCACAAAAUCAACUACAACGACAGCAGUAACUUCUACACAAGCUCCAGUCACUUCAACACUGAUUCCAGUCAGCAGAUCAAACUCUGAGACGACUUCAAGACAAACUACAGCAGCAGCUCCUACACAAGGUUCAUCAUCACUGACACACAUCAGCAUGUCACAUGUCACACUUUACACACACAUAUCUAUAAAUGAGAAAGAGAUCACAUUGGACAGAAAGAUUCUUUUAAAGUGUCAUUAG